UGAAAUCGGUGAAGAAAAACCACCUGAAAAUCGCUAGAAGAGAGAGCAGAAGAGAACCUCGCUCUUAUGGCUCCUCACUUCGUCUUCCCCAGAACUCUUGGAGAUUUAGAAGAAGAGAAUGAAAGUAACUGCCUCUGCGCUCGGAAUCCCAUCGACAUUACUUCUUUUCGUCCAUCCGAACUUGAGGAGUACGUCAAAGGUGUUUCGUUUGACCUGUCAGAUAAGGAGCUGUUUUGUAUAGAAGAGCAAGAUGUGUUCGACAGUGUAUACUCAUUGAUCAAGGGAUACUCAGGUCUCCCCCCAUCUUGUAAAUUCAACCUUGUAGAGAGUCUUCGAUCCAAUCUCAGUGUUCUUCUCCCGAAUGUUGAUUCAAUCUCACGGCUUUCGCAAGAUCAGGAUGGUGAUUCUCCAAUUCUUGAUCGAGUUGGGUCACAUCGUAAUGCUUUUAAAAUCUACACGUUUUUCCUGUUUAGUGUAAUUGUUGCUGAGGAGUCAAAGGUUAGCUCUAAUAAUAAUUCAAAGGUGAUUGCAAGUUCCAGAAAGAAACUUCUUGUAAACUCUUGGGACUGGGAAUUACAAAGGGGCCGCAUACUCAACUUGAUUGCAAAUUCGUUAGAGAUCAACCUUGCGUUGCUCUUUGGUUCAUCAAAUCUCGAUGAAAAUUGUGUUUCUUUCAUUGCAAAGAAUGCUUUUUCUUUGUUUGAAAAUGCUGCAUUAUUGAAAGACUCUGAUUCAAAAGGCGCUCUUUGUCGUAUAAUUGGGGCCUGUGCUACUAAAUAUCAAUACUUGGCACAGUCAUGUGCUUCAAUCAUGCACCUCGUACACAAAUACGAUUUUGUUGUUACCCACAUUGCUGAAGCAGUUGCCAAUGCUGAGAAGAAGUAUGCUGAUGGGAGCCUGAGCAGUUCCCUCAUUAGAGAUAUAGGCAGGGCUAAUCCAAAAGAUUUUGUGAAGGACACAGUUGGGGCUGAAAAUGUUGGUCGUCUUAUGGUGGAACUUGCAGAUCGGAUGCCAAAGUUGCUCUCUACCAACAUUGGAGUCCUGGUCCCGCAUUUUGGCGGUGAAUCUUACAAGAUAAGGAAUGCUCUUGUUGGGGUCUUGGGGAAGCUGGUUGCCAAGGCAUUUAAUGAUGUUGAGGGUGAAUUGAGUACUAAAUCUGUUCGUCUCCGAACCAAACAAGCUAUGCUUGAAAUAUUACUUGAGCGGUGCCGAGAUGUUUCAGCAUAUACUAGGAGUCGGGUUCUUCAAGUUUGGGGUGAGCUCUGCGAAGAACAUUCUGUUUCAAUUGGCUUGUGGAAUGAGGUUGCUGAAGUUGCUGCCGGAAGGUUGGAGGAUAAGAGUGCAAUAGUCAGAAAGUCUGCACUAAAUUUACUUAUCAUGAUGUUGCAGCAUAACCCAUUUGGUCCUCAACUUCGAAUAGCUUCCUUUGAAGCCACUUUAGAACAGUACAAGAAGAAGUUGAAAGAGCUUGAACCAGAAAUUUCUUCGAAGAGUGUUCUGGAUGUGUUUCCAUCUGAAAGUGAAACCUUCAAUGAAGAUGGCGAGGUUGAUGAUGCUAUUGCUGACGGAGGGACCGAGGAGCAGAAGGAAAGCUUAACUGAUAGUUUCUUGUCCAAUAUGGAAGAAAAUAUUAUUCAGAAGGAUACCACCGUGCCAGAUGUUGGGAAUGUGGAACAGACCAGGGCCUUAGUUGCAUCCCUAGAGUCUGGUUUGAGGUUUUCCAAGUGCAUAGCUGCCACUAUGCCAACCCUUGUCCAAUUGAUGGCAUCAUCUUCUGCUACUGACGUGGAGAACACAAUUCUCCUAUUGAUGAGAUGCAGACAAUUUCAAAUUGAUGGUUCAGAAGCUUGUCUACGAAAGAUGUUGCCUCUGGUUUUUUCUCAGGACAAAUCCAUAUACGAAGCUGUGGAGAAUGCCUUUAUUACAAUUUAUAUAAGGAAAAAUCCCGUGGAGACUGCUCAGAAUCUUUUGAACCUUGCAAUAGAAUCAAAUAUAGGAGACCUUGCAGCUCUGGAAUCUAUAAUUGGUGUAUUGGUAUCUAAAGGUGACAUAACUACUGGUGCGAUGUCAGCUUUAUGGGAUUUCUUUUGUUUUAAUGUAAGUGGAACCACUGCAGAACAAAGUCGUGGUGCGUUAUCUGUCAUUUGCAUGGCUGCUAAGUCUUAUCCUGAGGUUCUCGGCUCUCAUUUACAAGACAUUAUUGAUAUUGGGUUUGGUCGUUGGGCUAAAGUGGAUCCUUUGCUUGCUAGAACAGCUUGCAUUGCUCUUCAGAGAUUAUCCCAGGAGGACAAGAAGAAGCUGUUGUCUAGUAAUGGGACCAGAGUAUUUACUACUUUACAAAGCUUAAUUACUGGGUUUUGGCUACCAGAAAACAUAUGGUAUUCUGCUGCUGACAGAGCAAUUGCUACAAUAUAUACAAUUCACCCGACCCCAGAAACAUUGUCUGCAGAUUUGGUGAAAAAAGCUCUCAGUUCUGUGUUUGAAUGUAGUGGAGGUGAGGAUUUGCAGAAUGAGAUAGAUGGUGGCAAUGCUGCUGUGCUUACCACAGUUCAAGCAGCAAAGCUUAGUCGAUACCUAUUUGUUGUAAGUCAUGUUGCCAUGAACCAACUGGUUUAUAUUGAAUCUUGUCUUCGGAAGAUCCAGAAACAGAAAGUUGGGAAAGAGAAGGAUUCUGAAAAUCAGUCAGAGCAAGUUAAUGGUACUACUCCUGAUGACGCUCCAAAGGAAAAUGGAAUUAGUGCUGAGCUUGGCCUUGCGGCCUCUGAAGAUGCAAUACUUGAUACACUUUCUGAAAGAGCGGAAAAAGAAAUUGUUUCUGGUAGUUUUGAUGAGAAGAAUUUAAUUGGAUGCUGUGCACCUUUCCUGACAAAGAUCUGUAGAAAUUUCAGUUUGAUGCAAAAGUAUCCAGUACUACAGGCAUCGGGAAUGCUUGCUCUAUGUCGAUUUAUGAUAAUUGAUGCAAACUUUUGUGAGGCAAAUCUCCAGCUUCUCUUCACAGUUGUGGAGAGUGCUCCUUCAGAAACUGUUCGUUCUAAUUGUACUAUUGCUCUUGGAGACUUGGCUGUUCGCUUUCCUAAUAUCUUGGAACCAUGGACAGAAAAUAUGUAUUCUAGGUUACAAGACUCUUCAGUUUCUGUUAGGAAGAAUGCUGUUUUGGUGCUUUCUCAUCUCAUACUAAAUGACAUGAUGAAGGUGAAAGGUUACAUCAAUGAAAUGGCCAUAAGAUUGGAAGAUGAAGAUGAGAGGAUUUCAAAUCUGGCUAGACUGUUUUUCCUUGAGUUGUCAAAGAAAGGAAACAAUCCAGUAUAUAAUUUGCUUCCAGAUAUGCUUGGCAAGUUAUCUAACCAGAACCUAAAGCGAGAGUCUUUCUGCAAUAUUAUGCAGUUCUUAAUUGGUUCCAUCAAGAAGGACAAGCAAAUGGAAGCUCUUGUUGAGAAGCUUUGUAAUAGGUUUAGUGGAGUUACAGAUAUUAAACAAUGGGAAUAUAUUUCUUACUGCCUCUCUCAGCUUUCAUUCACUGAAAAGGGAAUGAAAAAACUCAUGGACUUAUUCAAAACAUACGAACAUGUCCUGUUGGAGGACUCUGUGGUGGACCAUUUUAAGGCUAUAGUAAACAAGAGCAAAAAGUUUGCAAAGCCAGAACUGAAAUCAUGCAUUGAGGAGUUUGAGGAUAAACUUAAAAAGUUCCAUAUGGAAAAGAAGGAACAGGAGUUGACAGCACGAAAUGCCCAAAUUCAUCAUCAAAAGAUUGGUUGCAUGGAAGAAUUUUCAAUGACUAAUAAUUCUGAAGGAGCUGAAUCUAAUGCUGCUGAAGAAAGUGAAGUCAUUGAUCCUUCAUGCGACGAAGUGAGUCGGUCCAUAAAUGUGGAAACAAAUUCUGGACAUGCUGAAUCAGAUGAAGAUUCAGGUACUUCUAGCAAAUUAAAGAAGUCAGAACCUAGUGAAAUCGAAGUUCAAUCGCCAAAAGUUAAUACAAGAGCCUUUGCAGCGGACUCCAAGUCAAAGACUAAGAAAAGCGACUUGAAAGCUCAGAAGUGUAACAAUAUUGCACCCACCAGAAGAACUAGGUCGUCAAAUAAAAGGUAGUAAAGCACGAAGUUAUCAAAUAAGCAAUUGUUUGUUACCCUUUCUUCCAAGCAAAAGCCGGUAUUUUGUAUUGUAUUUUGGAGUACGUGUCUAGAAAAAAAAGGCUAACCCAAUAGUGCAUUGAAAGCUUUUCCCUGUAGAUUUAUUAUAUUUUAUAAUGAAGUUACAAAAAACACGAUGUGGGUACACCAUGGCUCGUUUAAUAUCUUCUGUGCCAGACUGGGUAUUGUCUCUUGCUAAUAGAAACAUGUUCUUUGAAAGAAACAUAAUAGAAAGAUAAUUUUGAUUCUUGGGCAGA
Messenger RNA from Humulus lupulus (European hop), 4384 nucleotides. RefSeq names its product condensin-1 complex subunit CAP-D2. Bases 67 to 4086 code for a protein of 1339 amino acids. Gene Ontology annotation, molecular function: histone binding. The record is from RefSeq and is a predicted model, not a curated record. Lineage: Eukaryota; Viridiplantae; Streptophyta; Magnoliopsida; Rosales; Cannabaceae. Gene Ontology annotation, biological process: mitotic chromosome condensation; mitotic cell cycle; meiotic chromosome condensation. Gene Ontology annotation, cellular component: nucleus; condensed chromosome, centromeric region. The transcript is spliced from 17 exons.